GGACACAAGCAGCCCGGACUGAUCCAAGGGUGACACCGGGUCCCGACCAGGGAUUAGAAACGGAUUAAUUUUGUUUUAAAAACAAGCUCCAACAAUGGGUGUCCCCAAGUUUUACCGCUGGAUAAGCGAACGGUAUCCGUGCCUGAGCCAAGUGGUGAAGGAGCAUCAGAUUCCGGAAUUCGACAAUCUCUAUCUGGAUAUGAAUGGAAUUAUUCAUCAAUGUUCUCACCCAAAUGAUGAAGAUGUGCACUUUCGAAUCUCUGAAGAAAAAAUUAUCGCUGAUAUUUUCCACUAUGUGGAAGUCUUAUUUCGCAUCAUCAAACCAAAGAAGAUCUUCUUCAUGGCAGUUGAUGGUGUGGCUCCAAGAGCAAAAAUGAAUCAACAACGUGGCAGACGUUUUAGAUCAGCAAAAGAAGCAGAAGAGAAAAUUAAAAAAGCAUUAGAGAAAGGAGAAACCCUUCCAACAGAAGCCAGAUUUGACUCCAACUGUAUCACCCCAGGUACUGCUUUCAUGGCCAGAUUACAUGAGCAAUUAAAGUAUUUUAUAAACUUGAAGAUUUCAAUAGAUAAAUCCUGGGAAGGUGUGGCUGUGUACCUGUCGGGUCAUGAGACCCCAGGCGAGGGAGAACACAAAAUUAUGGAAUUUAUUAGAGCUGAAACAAGAAAACCUGAUCAUGAUCCCAAUACAAGACACUGUCUAUAUGGACUGGAUGCUGAUUUAAUUAUGCUUGGAUUAACAAGCCAUGAACCAAAUUUUUCCCUUUUGAGGGAAGAAGUUCGAUUUGGUGGCAGAAAAUCACAGAAAAGGAUUACUGCCGUUGAAGAAACUACGUUUCACUUGUUGCACCUUUCCCUAAUGAGAGAGUACAUUGACUAUGAGUUUUCAUCUGUACGGGACAAGAUUUGUUUUGAAUAUGACAUUGAGAGAAUAAUUGAUGACUGGAUAUUGAUGGGGUUUCUUGUUGGUAAUGAUUUUAUUCCUCAUCUACCUCAUUUACACAUCAAUCAUGAUGCACUGCCUUUGCUAUACAAGACGUACACUGAGGUCCUACCAAGUCUUGGAGGAUAUAUUAACGAAGGUGGAACAUUAAAUUUGGAACACUUUGAGAAGUAUCUUGUAAAACUGUCAGAGUUUGAUCGUGAGCAUUUUAGUGAAGUUUUUGUGGACUUAAAGUGGUUUGAAAGUAAAGUGGGUAAAAAAUACCUAAAUGAGGCAGCAGGCAUUGCAGCGGAGGAAGCAAAACGACGUAAAAAGAAAAACAAGGUUCGUGAAGACAUGUGUUUAGCUGUAUUAGAUGAAAGUGGAAAUGAGACAACAGCCAGUUCAAACCACAAGACUGAAUUCAGUCACGAUGAGCUAUUGGAGGACAACAAAGAUGAUGACAAUGAAGAUGAGAAUGAUUUGUUUGAAACAGAAUUCAGGCAAUACAAGAGAGUUUAUUACAUGACGAAGAUGGGUGUAGAAGUUGUUUCUGAUGAAUUUCUCGCUCAGCAAGCAGAAUGUUAUGUUCAAGCAAUACAAUGGAUUUUGCACUAUUAUUACCAUGGUGUGCAGUCCUGGAGCUGGUACUAUCCUUUUCAUUAUGCACCUUACCUAUCUGACAUCCGUCAUAUCAGCAAGUUGAAGAUAAAGUUUGAUAUAGGGAAACCAUUCAAGCCAUUUGAGCAGCUUCUGGCUGUUCUUCCAGCAGCCAGCAAAGAUCUACUACCCAACUGCUAUCAGUUUUUAAUGACUGAUGAAGCUUCACCAAUCAUUGAGUACUAUCCUCCAGAUUUCAAAACCGACCUUAAUGGCAAACAACAGGAGUGGGAAGCGGUUGUUCUGAUUCCAUUUAUUGAUGAGAAACGAUUACUGACAGCAAUGGAACCUUGUAAUAGUGAUCUUUCAGAGGAAGAAAAACAACGUAAUAGACACAGUAAUUGUGUCAAGUUUUGGUGGGAUGAAAAAAUUGUCUUCAAAUAUUCAUCACCAUGGCCAGAAAAAUUUCCAGAUGUGGAGCAGUGUCAUGCAAGACAUGAAGAGAUUCCCAUGGAUGCAUGGAAAGUAGAUCUCAAGUGCACUAAGAAGCAUGUCACAGAGAAGGGAUCUUUAUACUUCUGUGGGUUUCCAACUCUGAGACAUAUUAAGCAUAAGUUCUACUUAGUGAAAAGUGGAGUUCAAGUCUUCCAACAGCCAAGUCGUGGAGAAAAUAUGCUUUUGGAGUUAUUGCCUACGGAAGGGGAAUUUCAGAAUGUGGAUGAUGUUGCUAACCAGGAGCUUGGAAGGUCUGUUUAUUUGAAUUGGCCUUAUCUUGAGGAAGCUCGAGUUGUUGCUGUGUCAGAUCAAGAAAUGAAAUAUUAUUUAGAAGAACCUGCAGGUGUUCAGAAGGUAUACACUGAAAAAUCUCCGCCACCUACUAAAGUGGUUUACCUUGGAGGCACUGAACAAAGCAUGUGGCACAAAGAAGUACAUAAUGUAACUGAAUUUUACCACAAAAGGAAAGGAAUCCUCAUCAAUGAAACGUCGGUGCUUGUGUAUGCACAGCUUCUCACUGGGCGUCGAUACGUAUUUGGCCAUGAUGGUGAAGUUACCUUAGAGAAGGAAUGGUCAAAGCAAGUACUACCAUUUGCUCACCAGACCAUUGUGAGGAACCUUAAAUCAUUUGAUUCCAGUUUCUCUCACUUCAGUUCAUUGGACGAAUUGUUUCCACCCCGGAUUAAGGUGUUCAUGAUGGGAACACCCUACUAUGGCUGUAUGGGAGAGGUUCAAGACUCUUCUGAUGUUGUGAAAGAUGGCCGAAUCCGUGUGGUUUUCACUGUUCCAUGUGAGCCACAGCUAGAUGGAAUCAUACAAAACCAGCACAAAUAUUCCACAAAAUAUAACCCUGGAUACGUUUUGGCCAGUCGACUUGGAGUUACUGGGUAUCUUGUUUCAAGGUUAACAGGAAGUUUAUUUAUUGGGAGAGGAUCAAAGCAAAAUCCUCUUGGAGAGCAGAAAAUAAAUGUUGGCCUGAAUCUGAAGUUUAAUAAAAAGAAUGAAGAAGUACCUGGUUAUACAAAAAAAGUUGGGAAUGAAUGGCAGUAUUCUUCUGCAGUUGAAGAAAUUCUGAAUGAAUACCUAGAAAGAUUCCCAGAAUUAAUAAGCUACAUUGCCAACAACAGUCAAGAAGAUUUGUACUAUGAGGAUAACAUUUGGUCUGGAGAGGAUAUAAAUGGCGCUGAGAAAGUUCAAGAAAUUGGAGCCUGGUUGAAAAUGCAUCCUGUCAGUAGUCUAUCAAGAGCAUCAUGUGACUUGAACCUACUUGAUGCAGCAAUUAUUGAAAAGAUUGAAGAAGAGGUGGAAAGAUGCAAGCAAAGAAGAAGUAACAAGAAAGUAAGAGUGACUGUGAAACCACAUUUGUUAUACCGGCCUCUGGAGCAGCAGCAUGGUAUAGUGCCAGACAAAGAUGCAGAGUACCUUUUAUUUGAUCGUGUUGUGAAUGUGAGGGAGGACUUCUCUGUUCCUGUUGGUCUUCGAGGAACCAUCAUAGGAAUGAAAGGAGCUGAGAGAGAAUCUGAUGAAUCUUUUGAAGUGUUAUUCGAUGAGGAAUUUCCAAGUGGACUUACUAUAAGAUGCUCUCCUGGCAGAGGUUAUAGACUCCCAAAGUGUGCCUUAAUCAAUCUCAGUUAUGGGAACCGCCUGGAGUUUGGAGGCCAGAAAGCAACAACAUUAUUGAAGCCUCAACCAGCACCUAUACCUCAACAUGCUGUGUAUCCUUCCUCACAGUCUGGUGCUCAGAAAGUGUCAACAGGAGGCCUGAACCACUCCCCACGCUCCCUCUUUGUACCAACACAGCAGCUGAGUGGAAGACAACUAUACCUCAGGGCAGAAAAUCAGAAGAAUCAUGUUAACCAUCAAAAAGCAAAUGGACCAUCUAAUUUUCAUCAAAAUGUUGAAAACCAGCACCAAGGAGGAUUUGCUAAGCUGCCAGAAGACGAAUUCUCCACUGUAUGGCAGUCCUUGCAUAGCAAUUUUGGAACUACUCCACACUCCAUACAGAGCAAUUCCCGCACUACAGAUUUACCCAGUAAACACUCUUCGGCUUUGCAAGAAAAGGCUGUGACUGAGCCAGCAUCUAUUUCAGGGUUUCAGUUCAAAAAUCCCCAUCUAACAGAAAAUAAAAUGCGACCAUUCAAAAUCGAUGUCCAGCAGAAACAGAAAUGGGGAUCAUCAGAGCAGCAGGCAUGUACCAGAAAAGCAAAAGAGGAUAACUCUGAAAGUUUCAAGGCCAGAACUCACGGACCUGAAAACUUUGGCCAGACACAGCUAUCUGUUUCCAAACUACAAAGUAAUCAGGCAUGUGCUAGCAAUAGUAAACCAAGUAUGAAGAUUCUAAGACGGAAUGAAGACUCAAAAGAACAGAAAUCUGCAUUAAUAAAUUGUCAACAGUCUGCAUCAUUAGAAAGGAAUAAGGUACCAUCCGAGUUUGAGGAACCAUUAGUUUCUGUAAAAUGCCCUGGUGAACAAGUUGGAGAAGAUGUACAAGGCUCACAGUCCAAAGAAAGUGAGAGAAUCACUGGAGAACCUCUAUCCCCACAAUCUUUUGCCAUGAAAGGAACACAGAUGUUGAAGGAAAUUCUGAAGAUCGAUGGUGCAAGUGCAGCCCCUCAGAAAGAAACAAAUAUAUCCUCCAAUAUUAAGCAAGAGAGCUCUCCGAUGUCCACUGUCCUUCGUGAGAAACCAGGAUACACCCCACACCAACGUCCAGUGAAAAAACUUGCUGCACAAAUGAACAAACCUCACGGUUUGCAGAGUGGAGAACUGUCAGGGCAUUAUCAAGGACGACAGCAACCUCCUUUAUCCACUUCAGUGGCCGAGUUGAUCACCAUUUGUGCUAGAAUUGGUCUACCACAUCCAGAUUUUAGCUUCAUCAAGAGCCCACAGGGCCUGACUGUUUGUCAAGUAAAGUUAGCAAAUGGUUUGCUUGUGCACGGACCUCAAUGCCAGUCAGACAGUGAAGCACAGGAAAAGGCUGCAGCGUUUGCAUUACAACGAUUGCAUGCCACGGGACAAAAUGUUCCCCUCCCUCCAAAUAUGUUUUCCGGUUAUCAACCAGUCACAGGAGCUGUACCACCACCUAUCAUUCCACCAUCCUUUGGUCAGACCCCUGGCGGUAUGAUGUCCACAGCUCCUAAUGGAUAUGGUCCUAUGCCUUGGACAACUUUGAUUCCUCCCCCACUGUACAAUAGCUUUCAGAUCCCAUAUUCAGGAAACAUCUGUCCUGGAGGAGUGCUUAUUGGUACUCACAAUCAAUUUGUGCCUUUGCAGGUGACCAAGAGGAGGACCAGCUUUAAUAAAACACAUGAUGACAAGGACUAUAAUCAUUCAGUUCAGCAAAAAUUCAGUCAACCACCACCCAUGAUGGACUUUUCAAAUACAUCAUCACAUGGGUAUCCUUCUGCUAGCACCUCAAGAAAUUUUUUUCAGCCUGGUCGAACAACCCUUGAACCCCAGAAUAAAGCAAUUGUACAGACCCCUGUUCAACCCCAAGGGCAGCAAAGGCCAAUGGCAGGUUCAACUGGUAAACGCAAGCACAGGAAACUGGCAGUCAAUUUUGGAGCAUCCCGCCUGCCACAGUAGCUAAGGUACUCCAGAUCCAUAUUUAGUGUCAUCCGAUGCCCCACGUUUGUCCACAUCUGAUACCUUGUGAAACUACCAUCCGUCAUCCAGGGAUCAUCUGAAUCUCCUACUGCAAUAUCUCAUCUCAACAUGUGUGAUCAUUUUCAUUUAUAUAAAUUUCAAGUAAUUUUCAUUUUUAUUCAAUGUAAUCAAUUAUGUCCAGUGUACAGUUAAAACACCAAAAGCCUGAUUGUGUUCAUGUAAAACAAUAUAUUUUAUAUGACUAAAGAAAAAUUCAUCUGCUGCUGUAGAUGUUGUAGAAAGUGCUUUCAAGAUUGUUUUAUAGAAACCUGAAAAUUUCAAAUCUACUGCCUGAUUUGUAGGUUCUAUGCAUUUACUUGUAAUCUUUUUGUUUUAGAAUACUUUAAGAAUUUUAACUUUAUGACACAAAAACAUUUUAAUGUUUAUCAAUGUUAAAAUUAUUUUGCUUUUAUGAGUAUUCUUAACAUUGUAUUAAAGCCUUUUCACAUGAAUCACAUUGGACUAAGAAAAAUGUACAGUGAACAGACAUUGGUGACACAUGAAUCAUAUUUAUUGACAAAUGUGGACUUUUUACAUUUUAUGUAUUAAACAAUGGAGAUAUUACUGGCUAAUAACAGUACAAUUUAAUGUUGCACUUUCUGCUGACGUGUAAAGGCAAGCUUAAUAUUACAAAUAAAGCAUUUUGUUACAAGUGUUCAAAA
Messenger RNA from Hemiscyllium ocellatum (epaulette shark), 6321 nucleotides. It is a transcript of the gene xrn1, whose product is annotated as 5'-3' exoribonuclease 1. The record is from RefSeq and is a predicted model, not a curated record. Lineage: Eukaryota; Metazoa; Chordata; Chondrichthyes; Orectolobiformes; Hemiscylliidae. Gene Ontology annotation, biological process: nuclear-transcribed mRNA catabolic process; rRNA catabolic process. The transcript has 45 exons. Bases 95 to 5599 code for a protein of 1834 amino acids. Gene Ontology annotation, molecular function: RNA binding; 5'-3' RNA exonuclease activity. Gene Ontology annotation, cellular component: nucleus.